Thamnophis sirtalis is the source of this 2683-nucleotide messenger RNA. Lineage: Eukaryota; Metazoa; Chordata; Lepidosauria; Squamata; Natricidae. The record is from RefSeq and is a predicted model, not a curated record.
UACAUGGAUCUACAGUACUAAUUAAGUUUUGUGCACAUAAUUGUGCAUCUUUCUAAAAAUCAGAGAAAUUAUACUUGGUAUAAGGUUUCUUUAAAAAAUGAAUCAUGCUCAGAGAAUAAAAAUGUUUCUGUAGACACGGAGUUUAUUCAAAGUUAUGCUUUUCUUGAGCAUUGCUUUGGAAUACAUCAUUGUAAUGUGCAGCUCACAUAGUUCAGCAUUUUUAAAGAUGUAAAACAGUAAGUUAUAAUUUUAGAUGUUUAAAAUGAAAUUCUAUAUGCUGAUAGUAAAAUCCAUGUAGGUGCUCGUAAAUUUCUGGAAUUAAAUAUUUAAAAUAAUUUGACAUAUCUUUAUUAGAAUCAAAAUUGACUACUUAAAAACUAUAAGCAUACUGUAUAAGUCAGUGAUGACGAACCAUUUUGGCACUGAGUGCCCAAACUGGAAUGUGCAUGUGCGCCCUGGAAACUCAAAGGCCAGCUGGUAUGUCGCAUCAGCCAGCUGGUCUUCAGAUUUCCUGAGCUGCAGCACGCAUGAUCAUCUGGCCAGUGCGCCUGUGCAUGCUGGAAACCAGAAGACCAGAUGGCAACAGUGUGCAUGCCCACAGAGAGGGCUCUCUGCGUGCCACCUCUGGCAUUUGUGUGCCAUAGGUUUGCCAUCACGGGUAUAAGUAAUUGCAGAAUACAGUGACCUAUUAAAAAGUGACUUGUUUAAAACUUAAAAAAUCAUGGCUUAUAGCAGACAGAACCCUUCCCAGUAUUAGAUGGGAGAAGAAUGUUUCUUGUUCAUAAAUAGCAACACCUGGCAAUAGCAACCAAUAGGACAUUUCUUUCACUUAACUUCCUCAGUUCUGCCUCCCCCAAAUAUCCUGUUCUUCAUUUGAGGGCUUUGUGACUUCAUUAAGCAUUAAAAUCUUUCAGAUUAAUUGUUUCAUAUAAACGAUUAGCACUGAUUGUCAGAAUUUGCCUUGGCAAAUUUGAUGCUCUUCCAGCCAUACGUAGUUGUUAGUGCUGGAAGAAUUGCACAGUUAUUUAGGUAAUUCUGAAAGCACUUCCUGGUUACUAAAUUUACAUGAUAAAGCAGCUGUUACGAUGCUCCAAAAGCUGCUUUCAUGCACAAUAAGUUUUGCAUAGUUGCACGGUAAUACAGUGAACAAAGUUUUAAGUAGGGGAAUAUGAAAUUUGUAGCUUGCAGUGUCAGGAAUCCCCCCUUCCCCAAGCACAUUCCCUGUGGGACCUUGCAUAUCACAGGGUUUGCUGGAGAUUGAAUGGAGGAAACGUGAAAAGGAUGCUUGCAAAUCCUAUUGUAUUUAGUUGUUACCCUUGGAAAUUGUGCAUGUUAGGAUAUGCUUAAUAUUUCCACCCAUAGAGGUCUAGAAGAUUUUUGGCAGUGCACAAGUUACUUACCAUCUUAUUGCAACCUGCUAUGGAACAGAAUUUGAAAACUGGUUUUAGAACAACUCUCAUAGCUCACUGUGCCGAUGUUCUUCAGGACUAGAGUUAUAGAGAGAUCUUUUUCAGUUCACAAAACACAUUCCAUAAAGGAGAUGGAAAAUAUAUUUCAAUUGGUGCGAAAUGUUAUUCCACCUUUAACUGCCAAAAAACACAAAGGCCAAGAUGGAAGAAUAGGAAUUGUUGGAGGAUGCCAAGAGUAUACAGGAGCACCAUAUUUUGCUGCAAUUUCUGCUCUCAAAGUGGGGGCAGACCUAUCACACGUAUUUUGUACCAAAGAUGCAGCAACUGUAAUAAAAUCUUACAGUCCAGAGCUUAUAGUUCACCCAGUUCUUGACAGCCCUGAUGCUGUGCGUGAGGUAGAAAACUGGUUACCACGACUUCACUCAGUUGUCAUUGGACCAGGUUUGGGAAGAGAUGAUUUAUUACUUGAACAUGCCAAGGGCAUUAUAGAAAAAUCCAAGGUCAAAGGAAUUCCUAUUGUAAUUGAUGCUGAUGGUUUAUGGCUCAUUGCCCAACAGCCUUCUCUUAUUCAGGGUUAUCCUCGAGCUAUUCUUACUCCAAAUGCUAUGGAAUUUAGCAGACUCUAUGAGGCAAUGCUUAGAGAUCCUGUAGACAACAACGAUUAUCAUGGCUGUUUGUUAAGGCUCAGCCAAGCCUUGGGGAAUUUGACAAUUGUUCAGAAAGGCGAACGAGACCUCAUUUCAGAUGGAGAAAAAGUGCUUGUAUGUAGCCAUGAAGGAAGCAGCAGGAGGUGUGGGGGUCAAGGAGACAUCCUCUCUGGGUCCCUAGGAGUCCUAGCACACUGGGCCUUUCUUGCGGGACCAGAAAAAACAAAUGGUCAAAAUCCCUUUCUAGUGGCUGCAUUUGGAGCAUGUUCACUUACAAGGCAGUGCAACAACCAAGCAUUUCAGAAAUUUGGACGGUCCAUGACAGCCUCUGACAUGGUUUUAGAAAUUGGAACAGCCUUUAAUAAACUCUUUGAAACCUAAGACCAAAGCAGCAGAAGAGGAAGAAGAAGAACAGGUCUUGCAGCCACGAAAGUUACAGUAGGAUGUCCUUGUACAAUGCACCCUUUUUCAAGUGCUGUUAGCAGUAAUGGUAUACUAGGUAGUUUUUAUUUUUUAAAAUAAAAAGUGUAGGCAUUUUUAAAGGGUUUGGAAUAUUUUUUUUCUUUGCCUUUUUUGGGAUGAAUAAGCUGUAGUUGCAGAUGUUAUAAUAAAACAAAACUGAAAAUA